AUGUAUGUGGGUCGGGCAAAGGAUUUGUAUAGGGACUUGGUCGCCACCGGUUUUGAGAUGAAGCCGGAUGAGUUGGCAUGGAGCGUGCUUGCGGGAUUGCCCAAGUCGUUUGGUACCCUGAGAACAAUCCUAGAGGCUUCGGAGAGCGCCAUUAGCUCGGUAGAUGCGGUUCUGCCGAAGCUCUUGGUGCAUGAGCAGGGGUUUGAGGUGUCGCCUACGGAAAAGGGCGGCGGUGGGUCGGACUCCGCUGUGGCCUAUGUGGCCGGGCGGAAAGGGGGCAAGGAGAAGGGCCACGGCAAGGAUGAGAGCCGGGGCAAGGGUCCCAAGUGCUAUAUUUGCGGGGAGUUCGGUCACAUUGCCCGGAAUUGCAGCAAGCCGGAUAGGCGGGAGCACAAGCCGGAGCGGAAGAAGGGGGGAAAACCUCCCAAGGGUGUGGCCUUUAGCGUCAUUGAAGGGGUGUCGACCGACGAUUGGCUCGUCGAUUCGGGUAGCUCCCAACAUCUAAUCGGGAACAAAAGCCUAUUUGAGAGCCUCGAAAUGUUGCGGGGGAGUGGCCGAGAAUUCAUUUUCGGGAACAAGGGAACCCUAUGGGCAGAGGGGAGCGGCUCGGUAGAGCUGCGGUGUGCGACACCGAGCGGAGAAAGUCUCGUCACUCUGCAAAACGUGAUGUACGUCCCGGGGGUGGCGGUGAAUUUAAUCUCGCUCAAGUCGGUGCGGACGGACCGGGGCAAGAAGUACGUCAACAAGGCCCUUGAAGACGUCUUCAGGGGCAAGGGGACAGUCCACGAGAAAAUUGCCCCCUGUAGCGCCGAGCAGAGUGGGUCGGCGGAACGGCUUAACCGGGAUCUUGAGGAGAAAACCCGAGCAAUGCUUGAGGACUCGGGGUUGGCCAAAGAGUUGUGGGCGGAAACCGUGGUGACGGCCAACUACACCCGGAACCGGACGCCCGUGAGCGCCCAUGGGAGGACUCCAUGGGAAGUUUUCUUCGGUGAAAAGCCGAAUGUCGGGCAUAUAAAGGUUUUUGGGGCCCGAGCGUCCCGCCAUGUCCCCAAACAGCGGAGGCGUAAGCUAGAUCUGGUGAGCGAGCGAUGUGUGUUCGUGGGGUACGAGCCGGACUCGAAGGCGUAUAGGUUGCUCCGGGACCGUGACGGGAAGUAA
Molecule: messenger RNA, 1158 nt
Organism: Klebsormidium nitens
Lineage: Eukaryota; Viridiplantae; Streptophyta; Klebsormidiophyceae; Klebsormidiales; Klebsormidiaceae
Source: the annotation of a GenBank genome assembly